This is a messenger RNA of Phragmites australis (common reed), 1172 nucleotides long. RefSeq names its product probable carbohydrate esterase At4g34215. The record is from RefSeq and is a predicted model, not a curated record. The transcript is spliced from 2 exons. NCBI's taxonomy places the organism in Eukaryota, Viridiplantae, Streptophyta, Magnoliopsida, Poales, Poaceae. Bases 71 to 922 code for a protein of 283 amino acids.
AGCAACCGAAGCGUCAAGUCAAAACGGCCUCCGCGCACGAGCCAAACGUGCGAAAUCCGCGUGCCACAUCAUGAAGCCCCUGGCGCGGCCGCCGCUGCUGCUGGGCGCGCUCGCGGCCGCGGCGCUGCUCUCCUACCUCCUCCUAGCGCCGCCCUUCACCGGCCGCCUCUCCUCCCUCCUCCUUCCCUUCCCCACCUCGCCCUAUGCGGGCCGCUCCAAGCUCCUCUUCCUCCUCGCCGGCCAGUCCAACAUGGCCGGCCGCGGCGCCGCGCCGUCCCCGCUCCCGCCGCCGUUCCGCCUGCACCCGCACGUGCUCCGCCUCGCCGCCUCCCGCCGCUGGGUCACCGCCGCGCCGCCGCUCCACGCCGACAUCGACACGCACAAGUCCUGCGGGCUCGGACCCGCCAUGCCCUUCGCGCACCGCCUCCUCGACGCCUCCGGCUCCCUCGUGCUGGGGCUCGUGCCGUGCGCGGUGGGCGGCACCAGGAUCUGGAUGUGGGCCAGGGGGGAGCCGCUCUACGAGACUGCCGUCGCCAGGACGCGCACCGCCGUGGACGCCGGCGGAGGGGCGCUCGGCGCCGUGCUAUGGUUCCAGGGGGAGAGCGACACCAUCGAGCUGGACGACGCCACGGCCUACGGCGCCAGGAUGGAGCGCCUCGUCGCCGAUCUCAGGGCCGAUCUCGGCAUCCCCAACUUGCUCGUCAUCCAGGUUGGCCUUGCAUCAGGAGAGGGGAAUUACACCGACAUUGUCAGGGAAGCUCAGAAAAAUAUCAACCUUCCUAAUGUCAUUCUUGUGGAUGCUAUGGGAUUGCCACUCCGAGAGGAUCAAUUACACCUCUCCACAGAAGCUCAACUCCGGCUGGGUGACAUGUUGGCGCAAGCCUAUUUAAAAUUCAACUCAUCCACAGGUUCAAGACAAUGAUGCUGAUGACGUUACUGAACCUUUUAGUUGUAGACUCAAAUGACAAAUACAUGAUUCUUUGGAAUAUUGUGUUGUAGAGUGUAGAUCAUUGUACAAGGGGAGUUAUGCCCAUGGGUCCACUGCAAAAUGUAAUAAACGGGACCGGUAGAAACUUAGCUCAAACAAUCCAAGUGUUGUGUGUUACAGGAGAAAAACAGACACCCUCCAUUAUGGAAAUACAGUUAGCAGCAUUUGUGGGAUUCUGAUGUCA